Messenger RNA from Stylonychia lemnae, 3150 nucleotides. NCBI's taxonomy places the organism in Eukaryota, Ciliophora, Spirotrichea, Sporadotrichida, Oxytrichidae. The record is from the annotation of a GenBank genome assembly.
AUGAUCAAACUCGGUUGGAAUAUUACAAUUAACUUGAAAAGAGCUAAUCAGAGCUAUUUGAUACUCAAUCAUGUCCACAACCUAAAUGAUCCUGAAGUGCUAAUUAUUUACAUGGAUUUCAAGCAAGUUGAUGUUAUAGAAACCUUGAAUAAAAUACAACACAAAAACAUUGUACUUAGAUACAAAUUCACAGACUGUUUAAGCAAUAAUGAACAUCAUGUUGAUUUGCCUAAAUAUCAUGCUAAUAAAACUGAAAGUUUUUAGGCGAGAAGCACUCAUAAAGACAGACUUCAUAAAAUCUUUGAUCCUUACUAAGCGUAUAUACUUAAUCAGACAAGAUUAGCAAAAGACUUAAAUCAGCUAGCAAAUGUAUUGGAAAAUCAUCCAAACUUUAUCAUAUAAGUUGAGUAUAAACAUCCAAAGGAACAAAAACUGAAUUUUACUGGGCAGAUUACUAAAGAAGAGUUUUUUAUUGUCAAUCACAAAUGUGUGAGAUUAAAUAGACAUACAACAGACCCUAUCUACUUGAAUCUUAAAAUAAUGGAAGCAUUUAAAGAAUCAUUGAUCUUCAGUUAGUAUGUAGAAAAUCCUCAGCAACUUUAUGAGAAUAUUCUAUCACUUGAACAUAAACUGCCAGUUUUUAAUCCGAAAUUUUUAUCUCAAAAAAGUUAAGCAUUUUUAACACUAGAAAAACCAAAAACUGAUGAGGAUCUAGCAUAAUUCAAACUUUUAAUUCAAUAGUUAGAAAAGCAAUAUGAACUAACAGAUUUGAAUUUAUUAUCAGAUUAAUAAAUGAUAUCUAGAAUCAUCCAGGUUCUUUUGAUAGUUGAAAUAAAACACACUUAAGAACAGUUUACUACAUUUGAUAAGACAUUAAACUAUGAAUUCUUAGUAGAAAUGUUUUCAAGUGACCCUUAUAAGAUAUGCUAGAAGGAUUUAAACUAGCCAAAAACAGAGAAUAUAAUCUAAACAAUUAGCUAAAUGGAUAUAUUGAGCUCCUAAGAUCUUUGUAAUGACAACAGUAUCUGCCAGUUUCCCUUUAUGAUGAUAAACUAGAAUGACAUUUAGAAAUAAUCAAAGUUGAAACUUAUUGACACGCAAGAUAAAUUACGUAAAAAUUCGAUAGUAUUAAUCUUAGCUUCGUCCUAAGAUCAAGAAGUUUUGAAUAAUCUUAAAAAAUGGGUUGAUUAAUUGCAAUAAAUAGAAGAUUAAGUUACCUUAGAAAUAGUAGAUAAUUUUAAUAAUCAUCUAUUGUUAGGACAACUCUCAUUAGGAUAGGAAACCUACAUCUUUAUAAAUGGUAUCUUAGUUGAUUCUUUUGGAUUGACUUAGAGAAGGUUUUAGCAAUUAAUUUCAAGUGAAAUAAAACAAGCAAAUCUGUUACUGGAUGGAAUAUAAUUGAAAAAUAAGUUUGAUAGAGUGAGAUUGAUCAACGAAAUUAAAUUGACUGAAUAUUCAAAAAGAAAUUCGUCUUUGCCAGAUGAAUUUAACUGCAUUGAAGAGUAUGAAAAGGCAGCUAAUCUGACAAUUGCACUAAAUAAGUACAAAACAGUGGAGAAUCCAAUAUUGAACUUUAAAGCUAAGUUAAAUGUAUUGACCAGAGAUUCAGUCAACUUUGUUUCACUCAUCAAUCAAAUCAAACUUGGAUUUAAAAUUGAAAUAGCAUUCUUUACACAAAGAAGUCUUGGAAUUAAAAUGAAAUAUAUUCCAUACUACUACUUUAGAAUAUUCUUUGCGAAUCAUUAAAUUUUCAACGAGAAUGUAUUUAAGAUCUAAAACUUAAGCAGUAGAUACUAGGAUUAUUCGAUAAAUCUAUUAUAGCAAAGAAAAUAAGUGUUUGUUAUUAAUGAGAUAACUCACUAUUACGAAUUAGAUGAUAUCAGAUUAGAAAACAAAAAUAGUUCUAAUAAAGUUUCAGUUUUUGGUUAAAAAGGCUAUAGUUUGGUCUUUAAUACUGAGUCAAUUAAAAAGCUUGAAAGUUAAUAGAAUGAAUAACAGAACCGAUUUUCUUAAAAUGAAAAGAACAUCACUAUGAAAGAGAAAUUUAUGCUUUUAGAUGGAGUUGGCAAAUUUAUUUAAAGCUAUUAUUCAAUAUUGCAUCAAUAUCUGUAACUUAAUCUCUAAGAGCCUGGUAGAUACUACUUGAUAAGAGAGAACACUUAAGAAUUAAUCACAUUCGAUUUCUCAUCAGUAAUAUAGAGUGAUGGAAUUCUUGAUUAACUGGAGUUUUAUUAAGAUUAUGAUUCAUAAAUAUUUAGAUUUUCAGAACUUGAUGAGUUCAAAACAAAUUUUAACUUUUAAGAUUAUCUAAAAAUAGACAAAAAAGAUACAGUUAACAUUUACUAUACUGUAUCUGGAAGUCUAUUUGAAAAAUUUGCUUUAUAUCAGAUGUAGUAAAUGCUAGAAUAGAAUACUCAGGAAUAAUACAGAUUUUUAAUAUAUGAGGGAACAUUUUGUAGUCCAAGUUUCAAAAAGUCAAUUUUUAAGCUUAAAGGAAAGUAUAGUUUUGAUCUUGAUUUUAUAAAUUAACCAUGGCCUCAUGAUAUUGCUUUCCAAGAUCCAGAUCCUAAAAGAGCUAUCAAUCUUUAUAGAUUAAUGUUCUUGGAUAAUAGCCUUCCUCAUGAUAUAGAUAGAGUCAUAUAUCGUGAUGCUGAUUAGUGCAAUCUAGAAAAUUCUGACAUGCGAGAACUAUAAAAUACUGACAUUUAAGAUUUCCCUUAAGCAAUGGUACCACAUUGUAGACAUUAUAAUAAUAAAGGGUAUGAUAUGAAUCAAGUGAUGAAAUCUUUAGGUAAAAAUCUGACUUAUUUUACCAAUAACAUCAUAUUGAUUGAUACUAAGAAACUUAGAGAAUCUCUCAAUCCAGAUAUUAUCUUGAAUUUUUAUUAGGCUGCUGUAUAAAAAUGGGGAUUUGAUCCUUUUUUGUUAUCUUAGGAUAUUUAAAGUACAGCUUAGUUGGUUGUUCCAAUAUUUCCAUUACACGAGGAUUGGGAGUGGGCUGAAAGUUUCUGUGACCCUCAUAAGAAAGUGACAGCUCGAAUUAUAGAUUUCUAAGAUAUGAAGAAAGAGGAUAAGCUUAAAAUUGCUAAAAGAGUUUGCCCUAAUUACUCAUCAAAUUUCAUUUCGCUACUUGAUUUCUUAAGCAAUUGA